This is a messenger RNA of Acanthoscelides obtectus, 630 nucleotides long. Lineage: Eukaryota; Metazoa; Arthropoda; Insecta; Coleoptera; Chrysomelidae. The record is from the annotation of a GenBank genome assembly.
AUGCAGGCAGAUAAUGAUAGGGAGAGCCCUGGAGUAAAAUAUGUCCCGCGAAAUGGUAGGCUACCAAGAUUAAAAAUUUUGAGCUCAUCUGAUUUUUCUGCCGUGAACGAGGUCAUCAUGGAGGGUGUGCUAUCUACUGCAACCAGCAUAUUCUUCAAGGAAGAGCAAAAGUGCGUGAAGCAUUUCACAGUAUGUUUGAAUGUGCAGCCCUUGAAAGAACUCGUCUUCGUCGUCGUUUCAAUACAUCGUCUUCAAGAAAGUAGACAACCUCUAAUGCCGUUCCCGUUACCAGCCUGCGGGAUCAAUGGUGACGUCAUGAAUAAUGCAAGCAGGAGGUUCGGUUUGGCUACCCGCCUUCAUAGGACAGUCAAAUUAAGAUGCAGUGAAUACAUACUAAUCAGUACAGAAGGUAAUUCUGCAAUUCAAUCACAGUGGCAAUCCCAAAAUGCAGAGGUUUCAUAUAAAUGGACACGACAGAAUACGUUACUGUUUUUGGAUUUAUAUAAGAAAUAUAAGCAAUUGCUGAUGGCUGGGAAAAUAAAACUAAAAAAGUUGUACGAAUCCAUUGCCAAUGAGAUCAACCAUAGAACCAAUGAGAACGUGGCUCCAUCAAACUGUGAAAAUCGAUAG